Staurois parvus is the source of this 1040-nucleotide messenger RNA. Lineage: Eukaryota; Metazoa; Chordata; Amphibia; Anura; Ranidae. The record is from the annotation of a GenBank genome assembly.
UCAGAGAUGCGGCGGUGGAGGAGAUGAGGAGCCGCGUGCAGCUGGGAGAGUUCUCACUGCAGAAUGUGCACAGUACGGACUUCCCCGGGAAUUACCCCGGAUAUGACGACACCUGGGACCUGGAGCGCUUCCAGAAGAAUUUCCGGAUGGAGAUCACCAAGAUGGAGGACGACCUCCUGGAAUUCGAUAUGGUCGGAAUAGACGCGGCGAUGGCGAAUGCAUUUCGGCGCAUCCUGCUGGCCGAGGUCCCCACCAUGGCCAUAGAGAAAGUUUACGUCUAUAAGAACACAUCGAUCAUACAGGACGAGAUCCUCGCCCACCGCCUGGGCCUCAUCCCCAUCCGCACCGAUCCCCGCCUGUUUGAGUAUCGGAACUCGGAUGACGCAGAAGGAACGGAGAUUGACACAUUGCAGUUUGAGCUGAAUGUGAGAUGUACGCGGAACCCCCGUGCGGCUAAGGACUCCUCCGAUCCCAGCGAGCUCUACCUGGACCAUAAAGUAUACACCAGUCACAUGAAGUGGCUCCCACAGGGAAACCAGUCGGAUCUCUUCCAUGACACUGACCCGCCUCGGCCCGUGCACAGCGACAUCCUCAUCGCUCAGCUUCGGCCCGGCCAGGAGAUCCACGUCAUCGUGCAUUGCGUCAAGGGAGUUGGGAAGGACCACGCCAAGUUCUCCCCCGUGGCCACAGCCAGUUACCGCUUACUGCCGGAAAUCACAUUGCUGCACCCCAUAGAGGGCGACCUGGCGGAGAGGCUGCAGAAAUGUUUCUCGCCUGGAGUUAUCAUGGUGGAUGAUGUGAAUGGGAAGAAAGUGGCCCGUGUAGAGAACUCGCGGAUGGAUACGUGUAGCAGAGAGAUCUUCCGCCACGAGGACCUGAAAAACCUGGUGCGCAUGGCACGGGUGCGAGACCAUUUUAUCUUUUCCAUAGAGUCCACUGGCAUCCUGGCCCCCGAUGUCCUGAUGAAAGAAGCCAUCAUGGUUCUGAUGGGGAAAUGUCGCCGCUUCCUGAAUGAGUUGGAUGCAGCGCAGAUGGACUGA